AUGCGGUGGUUUGUGGUUCUCUUGCUAACACUGGUUUCAGCUGGCCCGAUACAUUGGCAGCGACAGCAGCUACAACCAUACCGACACUCUUUCGACAACCUCGAUCUCUACUCACAAGACCACUUUGACACCGAAGUGGCUCUCGACACAGACCCCGUCUUGCUGGACGAACGACAGACACAAUGCAUCGACCUGUCGGUGGACUUUUGCAGAGAGAGCUGCCAGAGCAUCAUCACAGAGGUAGCAUCAUGUUUGCCACUGCUUAUGUCCCGAUGUCUGUGUCCCAAGAUUGAAACGUCGCUGCGGAACAUUGCCAUCUGUGUCGCAUGCACCACCCGUUUCCCCAUCAUCUCGACGCUUGGAAACCAGGUAGCCGGCUUUUUGCGUAUCUGCAGCGCUGUCCAGCCCCCGCAUUUGCAGUUUUGCGACAUUGAGGUACCCGAAGCCAGUGGCAGCUUUGCGCUCUCGGAUCUCUCUGGUGGUCUUACAGAUUCCUUUACUGUAUCUGUGGGUGGUACUCCCACCAGUCUGCCUAGUUUUUCUGUAACAGACCCUUCUCUAUCAGGGCCUAGUCUGACUUUUGAUCCCAGCUUCAGUCUUCCUAGCUUCAGCGGUCCCUCUUUUACAGGACCCUCUUCCACAGAGCCUAGCGUUACUGAGCCCAGUUUGACACUGCCCAGUUUCACCUCAGUGUCUGCUCCCUCGUUCACAGACCCCUCACUCAGCUCUUUCAGUCUGCCCGACGUCACUUUGACCGGUCCCCCCUUCACUAGACCGGAAGUGACCCUGUCUAGUGGAAACAUCUCGAGAUCUACCAACCAGGUGUCUACCGCUGCACCCUCGCAUUGUGCCUCGAGCAGAGAUGCUUGUAUUGCAGCCUGUGCAUCUGUGAUCACUAGCAUGCAGCAAUGCAACACUCUGUCUCUUCAAAAGUGCCUUUGUGAUGCGAUUGUCGACUCUGUCCCGGACGUCAACAACUGUAUCUUCUGCAAGAUGGUGUUCCCCGACAUCGGCACUGCUAUCCCCAAUUGGCAGAUCACGGGCAUGCUCCAGUGUCCAGGUGUUAGUAGGGCAGUUUGUGGCACUGUCUUGCCUACCAGUGUUUCGCAGACAAGCCUUUCUACUUCAUCUUCGACUUCGUUGGUUGCGUCUUCUUCUGACGCUUCUGUGUCCGGAUCUUCUGCGUCCUUUCACACCUCUUCCCUUACAAUUUCAGUUUCUUCAUCUCAGAUCAGCUCCACUGUUAACAGCACCUCUGCCGUCUCCAGCACUGCUUUUGUGUCCUCUGACAGCACCACUGAGUCGUCGGUAUUCGAAUCUUCAUCUUCUUCGCCUUCGUCUACUGUUGCUGUCAAUAGUAGUUCUGUUCCUGUAACUACCUCCUCUUCUCAUUUCUCGAGUGCAGUGCCUUCCAGUCACAGCUCAGCUAUUACCUCUUCGACUGUCGAUACUACAGCCAUCAAGUCUUCGUCUGAUGGCUCUGGUUCGAUAGUUUCUUCAGCUUCUGUUUCUUCUUCUAAUGCCACAUCUGGUAUUUUUCCUUCGGACAUCACCUCUUCUCAGGUGUCUAACUCUGGUUCAGUGUCCAGCAGCUCCGUCCCUAGCAGCUCGAUAUCGAGCUCUAGUACCGAUUCCAGUUCUGGCGUCCCCAGCACUGUCGACUCGUCCUCAACUUCCGGCUUGCAUUCUUCUGCCGUGACAACUGGACCGUCUUCAUCUCUUUCUUCGACCACUUCUUUCUCCAACUCGACGACUGACAGAACUACCGCUGUCAUUCCUCCUGGCACCCGGUCUUCAUUCACAGCUUCUCAGACUGAUGUUUCUUCGGGGCUGACAGAUAGCUCUUCUGCUUCUAAGACUUCGGCCGUUGAUUCAUCAACUUCCGAGACCUCAGUCUCUAGUGCAGGAACGUCGGCUUCCAGUACUGGAGAAUCGUCAGCUAGAACUUCAAAGUCAACUGCUUCUGAAAGUCUCUCGACUUCUGAAGUUUCAUCUUCUGGCGUGACCUCUGAGUUGUCAGCUUCCUCAACUGUGACACCUGAUGUCUCCAGCUCCUCUCUGUCUUCUGAUCCUAGCUCGUCUGUAUCCUCUGAUGCAUCAAGCUCGGUGUCUAACACAGCGUCGGCUAGACCAGUGUCUAGUUCAGAUGUCUCCAGCACGGGUUCCAGUUCUGCGGGCAGUUCGGACUCAUCUGCAUCUACAUCGGGACCUUCGGCCACUAAUGUCGCAUCCACUAGCUCAAGUGGCUCCGCUUCUGUGUCCUCUACAGACAGUAGUUCUGCUUCUUCUGAGACCAACAGUGGCAUAUCAAGCAAUGGCCCUUCAACCGCUUCCACAAAUUCUGCCCCUGCUUCUAGUUCUGCUUCCUCAACUGGUCCCAACUCAGACUCAAGCCAUGAUCCCACUUCUGCCCCUGCUACAUCCAGCGAUCCAAGCAGUACUGCAAACAGUGUUUCUCAGAGCUCGUCAAGUGCGUCCAGCUUGCCAGGUUCCAGCCUCUCGGCUCCGGACUCUUCAAGCGUAUCUAGUUCUUCGGCUUCAGCCAGUGCUUCUUCGCUAGAGUCCAGCUCAAGCAGUGUGACCAGCUCGAUUGUAUCCAGCUCUGCAGGAUCCAGCAGCAGCGACGAGACUUAUACAGGUACAUCUGCCACUUCAGGCUCGUCAGCGACAGGUUCGUCUUCCUCUGUCUCAUCUGACUCCACUUCUGCCUCUACUACUGACUCUUCUUCGUCCAGCAGUUCGGCAAGUGCUUCGUCUGGAUCUUCUGAUCCAGGCACUGCUUCUGAGAGCGCAGCUGCUUCAGCCUCUGCAUCUCGGUCUGCUUCUGCUUCUCCUUCAGCCUCUGUUUCUUCGGACACAUCUUCUAUCCCCCAGACUUCGGCUAACCUGGUGCCUUCAACCCGGUCCAUUCCCUACAAUGGCACUGCUCUUCCUCCCGUGGACAAUGGUGUUAACCCCACUGCCAACCCCACAGACUCUCCUGUGUCGGCUCUCGGAGAUGGUGAGUCCCCUGUCUCCGAUGAUAGCUCCCCUUCUCCUACUGGUGGUGCUGGAGAUGUAAACGGCAAUCCUAGCGAUGGAUCUGGCGACGGCAGCACAAGCGGCAGUAAUGGCGGCGACACUAGCAACGGUUCUGGCAACGGUGACUCUAGUGAUCCUAACAAUAACGAUCCUAACAACCCGAGUGAUCCCAGCAACCCUGGUAACGAUCCCAACGAUCCCAACAGCCCCGACAGUCCCAGUAAUGACCCUAACAGCGCUGAUCCUUUCAAUGCCAAUAAUCCCAGUGAUCCCAACAAUCCAUUAAACUCUAACGAUCCUUCGAACAACUCGAAUAGCCCCAAUAGCUUGAACGAUCCCUCUAACGAUCCCAGCGAUCCGUCUUCUUCCGGUGCUGCUGGCGCCAAUGGCGGUUCUCCUGGUAAUGGAGGCUCUUCUGGGGGCUCUGGCAACGGUGGGUCGGGUAACAGCGGCGCGGAGGGACACGCUCCGGUCCCAGUCCGCCUGGAUCUGGCUCUGGCUCGUCUGGCUCAUCUGGAGGUCAUGGUGCUCCUGGAUCUGGCAGUGGAGGUUCUAGCGGCGGUGGAAAUGGUGGUGGGAAUGGCGGUGACGGUGGAAAUGGCGGUAACGGUGGAAAUGGCGGUAGCGGUGGUGGAACCGAUGGUGGAUCGUCUGGUGGCGUCAGUGGUGGUUCUUCAGGAGGGUCCUCAUCAGGAUCGUCUGGAGGAUCUAGUGGAUCUUCUGGAUCUAGUGUAUCUUCUGGAUCUUCUGGAUCUUCUGGAUCUUCUGGAUCCUCUGGAUCCUCUGGAUCCUCUGGCUCUUCUGGCUCUUCUGGCUCUUCUGGCUCCGGAUCGUCAGGCUCAUCGGGAUCUUCUGGCUCUUCUGGCUCCUCUGGCUCUUCUGGCUCCGGAUCGUCAGGCUCAUCGGGAUCUUCAGGAUCUUCUGGCUCAUCAGGCUCCUCUGACUCGGGAACUGGUUUUUCGGGCUCGAGCGGUGGUUUUACUUCUGGCGACAACAACAACUCGCCUAACAACUCGCCUGAUGCUAAUUCUCCUAACUCCCAAAACCCCGACUCUCCUGACAGACCCACUUCUACCACUCCUCACAACAACGACGGUUCGCCUGCUUCGCCUGUGCAGCCUCCCAUGGGCUCUCAAGGCACGAUUCCCAAUCUGCAGGGCAACCGAACCAACUCUACUCGGGGCAACAAAUCCGAGGGCAGUACCACGUACGGUGGCCUGGGCGGCAAUGGUUCCAUGUUUGGUUCCGCCGCUACUGCGAUUUCCAUGA
This is a messenger RNA of Yarrowia lipolytica CLIB122, 4290 nucleotides long. RefSeq lists its product as uncharacterized. The record is from RefSeq and is a predicted model, not a curated record. Lineage: Eukaryota; Fungi; Ascomycota; Dipodascomycetes; Dipodascales.